AGCAGCAGUUUAAAUUUAAAAAACUAAAGAAAAAUAUUGGACGUGCUUAAAGUAUUUGAUAUACAUAUACUUAUAAGUAUAAGGUAUGUAUAACGUGAACAUCAGCCGCUCACUCCUUAUUCCUUUGGACGUGUGUCAACACGAUCGUACCUCUGCCGCCGUCGCCGUCGUUCUGAGAUGAUCGAUCGGACACGUACGUGACAGCUGUCUAUUGUCUAUUGUAUUCUUUUUGUCUGAUGAAAACGAAUAAGUAUUCGGUUUCAUGCACGAGACCGAUGGCGCACGUCGAUAUUCGGGAUCAUUGAAUAUAUACAUAUACAUAUACAUAUAUACAUAUAUGUAUCUACAUAAGAUGUGGAAUAAGUAUACAUGUAUAUGGAAAAUGGCAUCGUGCGCCAGCGCGGCGAUCCUUUUAAAUUAGAUAUUCUUUUUCCUCUGUGUCUUUUUAUUCUGUCUCUUUUGUAUCGAUCAUAACUUUGUAAUGACUAUUCGAAUCCACACGUUGGUAGCGCGCAGCGCAGCGGUAGCACGGAUAGCAUAUACCCUCUUCCAAUGCUACUGUUUCCUAAUAAAAAUAUUAAAAAUUGAUUACGCAAUAAAAUUAACACGAUAAUUCGAUUACUCGCAUCUUGCAUCGUCACGUACGCUCGCUUUUCUCAUACAUGUGUCAAAUGUGGGUGUCGCGUGUCGUAGUAUAGUAUUCGUGACAAUCGUGACGAUUGACGAUACUUUGCUAAGGAGCGAAAGAAGAAUAUGUAUCCACAUUUUUGGGGGAAACACGUUUUAAAUUUUCAAUAAUUCUCGCUGCAAUUAAAAGGUUUCAUUUAAUUCAUUAUUCUUCCUUGAAUUUAAUUUAAAUAAUCGCUAUCAUAUGUCCGUAUAAUUUCAACUUUUAACGGUGCCGCGGUUUCGAUAAUUCAACAAUAGAUUUACAUUUUAUUAGCAACCCGCACGGGGCCACGGCCACGGACACGGGCGGGCGGACAGACGGACGAGGAAAAAAAGGUGUAGACUCGAAUCGACGAUUCGGUGAUAACGUGUAAUAAGGUAGUCGUUUCGUCCUGAUAAGAGUCCAAGAUGCAAUUUCGUGGGAUACGCUUCCGAAGCACGCGAUGUCGCGCGACACGGACUUGGUGUCUUCACUGUCUUCAGUCGCUUCAGUCUUCUCUCGACUUUUCGCCCUUGACGAUCGCUGCAAGCCAGUGCAGGCUGCACUGCUGCAGCGGCCACAGCACAGGAGAUUCGUGUGGCAAUUUAAAUGAGCACUCAGAGCAUUCGCGUGCUUCCGUCGGGUCGGGAUUACCUCUUGAUUGACACGCUGUAAUUGUGUUUCUCUCACCGCGCGUGCUUCCCGGCUCCCCUCCAUUUAAUUGUAAAUCGCAUAUUUAGCGCGGUAUUCGUGCACUUCAGUACUUGAGUUGGUCCUCGGUGUGCGACGUAAUAACAAAAUAAUAGCAAUGUCGACAUUGUCGACUAAUGAUCCGUCGGACGUGCCCGUGCCCGUGCCCGUGUCAACGUCAGCGUCUGACAAGUCUCUCGACGAUGUCGAUGUCGAGAUUCCCGUUGAUUCCGAGGCUCGCAAAACUAGUAUAUUCACGCUCUACGCAAAGAUAUUUCGACUUCUUCUUACGGCGCAGAUACCGAAUUUUAGUCUUCUCAGCGAUGAGCUACGUAACAGAGAACUCGAGAAAUUGAUAUUGCCAAGCGAUGAAGAAUGGCGUCACCGAGUUUAUCACAGUCUCGUCGAGUUGCAAAGAGAAAGGGACUCUGAAAUAACCGAGGACAGAAGGAUGGAAACUCCGCGCAAGACGUCGACGUCGCAAGAUUGGGAUUGGCGUCCCAGAGAAAAGGGGCAUCUCCCGAAAGGUAGAAGAGACGAGAGCCAUCAGGAUAUCGACGGUUCCUUGGCUAUAUCGGGAACUGGUGCGGGCGGCUCGAUGACGGAGGCUCGCGUCGAACCAGGCUGGCGUAUCAACGAUCUCCUCUUGGCGGCCAAAGUUUUGCAAAAUACACGACCUUCGCCGAAUUAUGCCAACGAGGCCGAGAUGAGACGCGUCUUUGGUUUAGUAUACGACGUUCUGAGAUAUAAAAACAUUUUGAAUCGUACUCUCGAGGACGGUGGUUUUUGGUACCGAAACGGUGCUCUGAAACAACGAGAACGGGUAGUCUGGUUGUUACUGUACGAUAUGCAGGGAAGAAAAUUUACCCGGCGCGGCCGACGUGAUGAGAGCGCGAUCGAAACUCGAAACAAGAUAUUCGAGACUUUCGGAUUAAAAGACAUCGAGGAUGCUCUUUUGAAAGCAAAGACGCAUUUGGCAGCGAGCAUCUCGCGUCUUCGUAUCGACGGUUCUGCACUCAACCUUGACGAACUUCUUCCGACGCACCUGCGUAUCGCGGAAGGAAUAAGUUGGGCCGACAAAGGCGCGAUUGCUUCCGGAUGGAUUAACACCAUGAGAGUAUUCAGUAAAAACGAAUUCGUUGAGGACAUGUCGAAGCUAAAACUCGAGCUUUGCGACGAUAUCGAAGCGGCGGCGGCGGAGCUCCACGAGAACAAAUAUGUCUUCGAUCCAAUUUGCCCAAAAAUGAUUAAUUUGCACGAUAAGGCGCGAGAGAAACUCGCCGUGUCCGAUUUGGUUCGCGACCACCGAUUCAUAUUUCUGGAAAGAUCUUUGUGCCUCGGAGCGGCUACGUUGGCGCAGGCGAUACGUGUCGCGCGUCUUUGUGGUCCCGUGAUUCUCACGCAUUCGAUCGCCCCUCGUCACACGGGCUACUUGGCGGGUCUCUUGGCUGACAUCGAAGAUGCUGGGAGACUCUUAGCUUUCGGUGCUGGAGAUGAUCGUUGCGAACACGAAGCAUACCUCACAACCUUAGGCUUCACUCUGCAGCAAUGUAGAAUAUUUUCAGAAAAAUAUAUUUCGCCACCACCGUCCGUCGAAUUGGAAAGAGCGACUGUCGUUCUAGCGACUCCCCCGUGCAGCUAUACCGGCGUCCGGGACGUCGUCGAUCUUGCUGUUGCUCGCGGUGGCGACACUAAUUUAUUAGAAUCGUUAACUAGCGAUACAGCGGGUGGGAUCAAGCAGCCCCGCGCUCUUUUGGCCGAACAAUUUUCCACGCUCAAAUACGCACUAACCAGACCAAAUAUACAGUUUCUAAUAUACGAAGUGCAUACGAUCUUGCCGUCCGAAACUACGGAAAUGAUUCGACAGGUUGUGGAAUAUGCCAAUCAAUUAGCCACGGAGAAAUACAUUCGCGAGCAUCCCCCGAAGAGAAAGACUCUAUCCAAAGAUACUAGCGGAAAGACUUCAAAGAUAAUCAAAACCGAUACGUGUAGGCAAGAACAAUCGCGGGAAUAUUGGGAGGACCAAUCGCAGACGCAACACGAACAAAUGUUUUCGUGCAAGCAGGAGGACGAGGAAGAUGAAAAGUUGUUAGAUACUACUGAUGUUGUUAUCCCCGAUAGCGAUUUGUUCGAAGUGGGAACUAUCGAUGAAAUUUAUGGCGAGAAUAACGAACAUACGUUAGAUCCAGGCUGUUUCAUCGCUGUAAUCAAACGAAAGGAAAUGAUGCAGUUUGAUUCGCUUUUCAUGAUCAAAGUGGCAGAAUCGAAAGGACUGUUUGGUGAUCCUAAUAAGAAGCGAAAUCCAAAGCAAAAAACUGAAAUACCGCCAGCAGCGGCACCGCAGACGUCGCGAAUCAGUCGCAGAUGUUUCAAGCGUGUCAAAGUCGAAAUAGAUCGCGUAGCAGCGCCUACGCAUGCUUGGAUAUUGCGAGCUACGAAUAAGCAUCAGUUAUGUCCUCGUCACAGCCGACGCAUCGUUCGAGAUGAAAAGUUACUAUCGAUGCAAGUACGUGAAACGCGAAAGCGAGAUGCGCGCCGAUGGUGGCGGGAUGCAAUCGCCUUCCUGAUCGAUUCGGAUAGACACCGAGACACUCGGAAGGAUUCCGCUUUCCUGCAGUUUUAUGCGACGCGUUCGGAUCCGUUUACGCAAAAACCGCUAUAUCCUUCUCGCGCGAAGAAGAUGACGUUGUCGAACGGCUGUCGCCGUUCUCGACAGGAGAAUUUGGCAGUCAACUCCAUCUAAAAUUCCAUCUAAUUAUAUAUA
Molecule: messenger RNA, 4103 nt
Organism: Temnothorax curvispinosus
Lineage: Eukaryota; Metazoa; Arthropoda; Insecta; Hymenoptera; Formicidae
Exons: 10
Coding region: 1458-4082 (874 amino acids)
Source: RefSeq, a predicted model, not a curated record